AUGCCUGAUGGGACAGAAAGGCCAAUCGCAUUUUCCUCGAGAACCCUUAAAACGGCAGAAAAGAACCACUCACAAAUUGACAAAGAGGCCCUAGCCAUUGUCUGGGGCGUACAGAAGUUCAACGCUUAUUUAUAUGGCAGACAUUUCACACUUAUAACGGACCAUCAAUCGUUGACGCAGAUCUUCUCUCCAAUGAAGGGUAUACCUGCAAUGCAAGCAGUACGUCUCCAACGCUAUGCUCUCUUUCUCUCCGGCAUGGACUACGACAUAGUGUAUAAGAGGUCGGAAGACAACGGCAAUGCUGUCAGUUUGUCACGCUUACCUCUACCGGACGUUCCACCGGAGGGCCCAGAUGAAGCUGAGCUUUACCAUUUAAGCCAGUUUGAGCAACUUCCUGUUACUCAUUCACAACUGCGAGACGCAACCCGACGAGAUGUUAUUCUGUCCAAGGUAUAUUGGAAUGUCAUGAAUGGCUGGGACACUUCUAACUCGGAUGAAGAUCUUGUGCCUUACAUCCGACGCAAAGAUGAACUAUCUGUGCAACAAGGAGUUCUAACAUGGGGCACUCGCACCGUCAUCCCCGCGAAACUCGUACAGUCAAUUCUUCACGAGCUUCACCGUGGUCACAUGGGAAUCGUUAAAAUGAAAGCUCUGGCACGAUCCUACGUAUGGUGGUCAAACAUCGAUCGUGACAUCGAAGCUGUUGCAAAGAAUUGCGAAGGUUGCCUGAAGAACCAAAAUGAGCCACCUAAGGCGCCAUAUCAUCCGUGGGAAAUUCCUAACGGACCAUGGCAACGAGUCCACUUGGACUUCGCCGGGCCAUUCCAAGAUAAAAUGUUCCUAGUAGUUGUGGACGCCUUCUCCAAAUGGCCUCAAGUAAUCGUCAUGAGCUCUACUACUGCUUCUCACACUGUAGAUGUCCUACUGACGAUCUUUGCCAGAAACGGCAUGUGUGUCUUCACAAAGAAAUGCAAAUGA
Molecule: messenger RNA, 978 nt
Organism: Ornithodoros turicata
Lineage: Eukaryota; Metazoa; Arthropoda; Arachnida; Ixodida; Argasidae
Exons: 1
Coding region: 1-978 (325 amino acids)
Molecular function (GO): nucleic acid binding
Source: RefSeq, a predicted model, not a curated record